Molecule: messenger RNA, 2995 nt
Organism: Pygoscelis adeliae (Adelie penguin)
Lineage: Eukaryota; Metazoa; Chordata; Aves; Sphenisciformes; Spheniscidae
Gene: SHOC2
Product: soc-2 suppressor of clear homolog (C. elegans)
Exons: 8
Coding region: 237-1985 (582 amino acids)
Molecular function (GO): protein binding
Source: RefSeq, a predicted model, not a curated record
UAUUACGGAGCAUUUGACCUUCUAAUCUCUACAGCUGAAUCUCCUGAUACCAGGAUUAGGAAGGAGUGCCUUCAGACCCCAAGAACCAAUAUGUAGCAAAUGGCUAUCACACCUCCAAAGCUCCUCCCUUGAUUCAACGCUUGCAUUUUUUAAGGAUCCUUGUCACCUCAGCAGUGAAUUGUCUUGUGAACUUCAGAAACAGAUUUCAUGUGGUGCUUGCUAAACGUCGAGUCACCAUGAGUAGUAAUCUAGGAAAAGAAAAGGACUGUAAAGAGAAGGAUCCAAAAGUCCCAUCAUCAAAAGAAAGGGAGAAGGAGGCCAAAGCCUCUGGAGGAUUUGGGAAAGAGAGCAAAGAAAAGGAGCCUAAGACCAAAGGGAAAGAUGCCAAAGAUGGAAAGAAGGACUCCAGUAGCACGCAGCCUGGGGUAGCUUUUUCAGUGGACAAUACGAUAAAAAGACCUAAUCCAGCCACAGGUACCCGCAAAAAAUCCAGCAACGCUGAAGUGAUCAAAGAGCUAAAUAAAUGCCGGGAAGAGAAUUCAAUGCGCUUGGACUUGUCCAAGAGGUCUAUACACAUGCUUCCAUCAGCUAUCAAAGAGCUAACGCAGUUAACAGAACUUUAUUUAUACAGUAACAAACUGCAGUCCCUACCUGCAGAGGUGGGCUGUCUUGUGAACCUGAUGACACUGGCCCUGAGUGAAAACUCACUUACCAGUUUGCCUGACUCUCUUGAUAACUUGAAGAAACUGCGCAUGCUUGACCUGCGGCAUAACAAACUUAGAGAAAUCCCUUCGGUGGUGUAUAGGCUAAGCUCUCUCGCCACUCUUUACCUACGCUUUAAUCGUAUAACUACUGUGGAAAAGGAUAUCAAGAACUUGUCAAAACUCACCAUGCUUAGCAUACGAGAGAACAAAAUCAAGCAACUACCUGCUGAAAUUGGUGAGUUGUGUAACCUCAUAACGCUGGAUGUAGCGCACAAUCAGCUUGAACAUCUUCCAGAAGAGAUUGGAAGCUGCAUGCAGAUCACCAACCUUGACUUGCAGCACAAUGAGCUCUUGGACCUGCCAGAAACCAUAGGAAAUUUGUCCAGUCUAAGUCGUCUUGGCCUGAGGUACAAUAGGCUGUCAGCAAUUCCGAAGUCUUUAGCAAAAUGCAGUGAACUUGAUGAACUGAACCUGGAGAACAACAACAUUUCUACUUUACCAGAGGGUCUUUUAUCCAGCCUUGUCAAACUGACUAGUUUAACACUGGCCAGGAACUGCUUCCAGUCCUAUCCCGUGGGUGGCCCGUCCCAGUUCUCUACAAUCUACUCUCUCAAUAUGGAGCACAACCGCAUCAAUAAAAUCCCCUUUGGAAUUUUCUCUAGAGCUAAAGUAUUAAGUAAGCUGAACAUGAAGGACAAUCAGCUGACCUCUCUCCCCUUGGAUUUCGGGACUUGGACUAGUAUGGUAGAACUGAACUUAGCGACUAAUCAGCUCACAAAAAUCCCUGAGGAUGUAUCUGGGCUUGUUUCUCUUGAGGUUCUUAUCUUGUCAAACAAUCUACUAAAGAAACUUCCCCAUGGAAUUGGAAAUCUGCGGAAACUCCGAGAGCUAGAUCUAGAGGAAAACAAACUGGAAUCCUUGCCAAAUGAAAUAGCUUACCUCAAGGAUCUGCAGAAAUUGGUUCUGACUAAUAAUCAGUUGACCACCCUUCCCAGAGGUAUCGGUCACCUUACCAAUCUGACGCACCUUGGGCUUGGAGAGAAUCUUCUCACACACCUUCCUGAGGAAAUUGGUACACUGGAGAAUCUGGAAGAACUGUAUUUGAAUGACAACCCCAAUCUGCACAGCCUUCCCUUUGAGCUGGCUCUUUGCAGCAAACUGUCAAUAAUGAGUAUUGAGAACUGCCCGCUCAGCCACCUUCCACCUCAGAUUGUUGCAGGAGGACCCUCCUUCAUCAUUCAGUUCCUAAAAAUGCAGGGACCAUAUCGUGCCAUGGUCUGAUGCUCAUCGGAUUGUCCAAUACACUGUACAAAAUACAAACUGCAUUAAUGUUGUAAUUGUCUGUAUAUGUAUAUAUAAUAUAAUAUAUGUGGUUUAUAUUAUAUUAUAUAUAUAUAUAAAUAUAUAAAUAAUAUAAAAAGGCAAAUUUAAGACUGCAUUAUGUGUUUCUGCUAAUAGAGGAAUCAUAGCCAUUUAGAUUUUUUUUUAUUCUGUAAAAAUGCUUGUCUAAGUUUUCUUUGCUGAAUUUGAUGGAAGUUGUCUGAAUAAUCUGGAAAUGCCAGUUCAUUUAAAGCAAUUGCCAAUGAACUCAAAGUUUAAAUUUAAGGGACAAAAAUCGUUUUGCUUGGAUUUACUUUCAGUUAAGAGAAAUGUAUAACCUUUAUAUAAUGAACUUUUCUGUUUUCCUCCCUCUUUUUUUUUUUUUGUGUCAAAACCUGAAAGGGUUGUGUGUCCUGAGGUUGGGAUUUUCUUUUAACUUAUUUUGAGAUUUGAAGCAAAUGGUGUUUUUAUAUUGUUUACAGUCAGAGUAAAUCACUGGAUUUUGUUUUAUUCUGAUUUGCUCUGUUUUAAUCAAUCAUAUCUAGAAUUUAUAUGCCUCUGCUGAUGAAUUUUUAUCAACCGGUUUGUAUACUAAAAACAUAUACUCAUCAGAACAACUGGCAGGUGAAAAGGAUGCAGUCAAAACAAAAGAAAAAGAAAAGAAAAAAAAAGCUUGAAUUCCUUUAAGUCUUGCUUCCCUGAGUUAUCAGUUGCGGGCAUAACAUAUCUGAACUGAGCCUUUUGCGGUUGGUCUUUUCUAGCACAAGUAAACCUUUUCAGAUUGGUAAAAACGUUGAGUAUACUCAGUGAAGUGAAGUAACGAGUCCAUGAGGUCUAACAGUACAGUUAAGUGGCAAGGAAAUAAUAUAUAUGUACAUUUUUACUACAAUGUUGAGUCAUAAACUACAACAGGCAAUUUUAAGGGUUCCUUAUAGUCCUUGUACAAUAAAUGAAUGUGUCUUACUUUUAAA